CCUCUCCGCCGACCGGCUCCCAUACCACCUCUGGCCGCGUCUGUCCUUCGCUCAAGGUUUUUCACUUAAGGAUGCGCUGCGCCACGCAGAGCGGUCCGGCGCGGCUGGCAUUGCUUGGGCUGCAGCAGCGGUGCACGCGCGGGAGCAUUCAGGCGGCGACCGCGGCUCGCACCAUCGCUCCUGCUGCUGCCGCGGGCCGCCGCGGCCGCUGUUGCCCUGUGGCAGCAGCUCCCAGGCGCAGCACGUGGAGCAGCACCGCCAGCCGGGGUGCUGUCCAGGCAAAGGCGGGCGCCGAGGAGCCCGCCCCUGGCCCCGACUGCCGCCGCCCUAGCGAGGAGCAGGCAAGUGGUCAGCAGGCCGCCGCCUCGUCCGACGCUGCGUCGCUACAGCUGCGUGUGGGCGACCUGGAGGGCCAGGUGUCAGAGCUGCUAGCAUGGAGGCGCAGCCUGCAGGAGCAAGGACCGCAGCCGCCGCCGGAGGAUUGUGGUACGCAUCGGCCAGAGCCCUCCCAGCAGCAGCAGCAGCGCAUGCUGGAUGGGGGUCGUGACGGCAGGAGCACGAGCAAGGAGCAGGAGCCUGCGGCAGAGGCAGCAGCAACAGAGCCGGAGCCGGAGCCGGAGCCGGAGCCGGAGGUGGAGCCAGAGGUGGAGUGUGCGUUUCGGGGCCCCUACCCCGACGUGCACAUGCCCCGUACCCGGCCGGUACCCGGCGCAGUGGUCACGGCCGACAACGCGCAUGUGGGGCUGGUGGUGCGGCGCGGCCCGGACUGGGACAGCAGGAAACCGAACUGGAUUGCCGCCGGGCAGGACGGCGGCCCAGGCAGCGAUGGCAUCAUCACAAGUGUCAGCACCUGUGGCGAGUUCGCGCACGUCACCUGGCGCGCCACCGGCGUUAGCAAUUCUUACUUCAUUACCGGCGAGAGGCGUUGGCGCGAUCUGGUGGUAGCACCGGCGGAGGUCCAGAUUGCAAAGCACAAGCUGGAGCAGAGGCAGGUGGAGGUGCGGGCGCAGCAACGGUGGCGGUGGUGGCCGUGGUAGCCUUGCAGCUGCUGCCAGCUACAGCUGCACGCUAGCUGCUAGCUGCCACGAGCCCGCAUGGCCCUUCACCUGAGCCGGUGAUAGGGCGGUAGCCAACUGCAUGUGUGUCGGUAGGGCGGAGAUAGAGGCGGUGCAGUCGGGUUGUUUGGAUCAAGUGGUUGUGGCGGCACGUGCGGUGGCGGUGGUGGCGAGGCGUCGUUGAGGUGUCGGGCCCUGCAACGGGAUGGCGCGCAACUAAAUGGGCGGUAACAUCAGGAGAAACUGUGCAGGCGGGCACAGGGCGAGUACGCGGCCGACGGUUACAGGAAAGUAGGCGGGUGGCUAGUGCGUUGCGCGGACGUGUUUAAAGCGUGGUAUGGGGGGGGGGUUAGUAAGGACACGACACUUGAGAAGUGGCGCGCGGUCGUGAACGCACCUGUUGCUCGGGUGAUGCCGGAGCACUAGCUAGGCAGGUGACAAGGCAUACGUGUUUGUCGUGUGUGUACUCUGUGUGUGACGGAGGGGUUAUCGGAUGCGGGGAUGACAUACGGUGACGCACGGGAGUCUGGCGGGACCUUGGCAGACACACCACUGCAACAGAGGGCUUCUCAGCUCCUUGAGCUUCUUGCAAGUUAAACGUCGAACCACGCACGUUCGCUGUGCGCUAUCAAGCGCCUUCGACUGGGCUGCUUCUGGCACGUUCGAGACUUGCUUCACCGGCCGCCGCUGCGGGCGUCCCUGCUGCUCAAGCCAUCCGCAGGUGCGUAUUGUUCAGGGGUGUUGUUGUUGGUCUAACCUGCACGACGAGGCUACAGCCAGACAAAACGCGAGCGGCCGCGGAGGCAGCUGGGCAGAAGCUGUCCAGCUUGUCCGUUGCGUCGUCUUAGUGGGUGGGGGCAUGUGAGGGCAGCUAGGGUUUCUGUGUGCUGCGUGUGGGUAGUGGGCGGCGGGGUGGUGCGCGGCAGGCUUGGAGCCGGCCCUGUGGGAGGAGCUGUGUGGGGUUGGUGUGUUCGCUGGGGAUAAGGUUCCAUGCGGACCCUGAAGUUCCUGCACUGAGAC
Molecule: messenger RNA, 2075 nt
Organism: Chlamydomonas reinhardtii
Lineage: Eukaryota; Viridiplantae; Chlorophyta; Chlorophyceae; Chlamydomonadales; Chlamydomonadaceae
Exons: 4
Coding region: 72-1037 (321 amino acids)
Molecular function (GO): ubiquitin-protein transferase activity; metal ion binding
Source: RefSeq, a predicted model, not a curated record